Molecule: messenger RNA, 2813 nt
Organism: Oncorhynchus gorbuscha (pink salmon)
Lineage: Eukaryota; Metazoa; Chordata; Actinopteri; Salmoniformes; Salmonidae
Product: TNF receptor-associated factor 6-like
Exons: 3
Coding region: 16-1095 (359 amino acids)
Biological process (GO): protein K63-linked ubiquitination; tumor necrosis factor-mediated signaling pathway; interleukin-1-mediated signaling pathway
Cellular component (GO): plasma membrane signaling receptor complex
Molecular function (GO): tumor necrosis factor receptor binding; zinc ion binding; ubiquitin protein ligase activity
Source: RefSeq, a predicted model, not a curated record
UGGCAAUGGACCACAAUGCAGCCCCUGGACACAGAUAGGUUGCCUACCUUUCCUCUGGAAAAAGUAUCUCUUUGUAACAAGCUUCUACACAGGUCAAGCGAUGUAGGAUCUGACUCGGUGGUGUUUUUGUUUCAGUUGGAAUCUCACUAUGACACAGACUGUCCGAAGGCUCCGAUUGCCUGUACCUUCAGCACUUUUGGAUGUCGAGAGAUGAUGCAGCGCAAUGACCUGGCGCAGCACAUGCAGGAGUUCACUCAGAUGCACAUGCGCUGCAUGGCUGAGUACCUGCACAGGCACAGCCUUACCGGGUACACCCAGCCACCUUCUUCUGAGGACCGAGGAGCUGCCGCCGCAGAGCUGGGGGCACACCCAGGAGCUAGCAGCAGUGGCGCCCCCUGCCAGUGCUGCGGGGAACUGCAGACCAUGCGGGAGACCACCCAGCAGCUGGAGGGACGUCUGGUGCGGCAGGACCACCAGCUACGUGAGCUGAGCAUUCAGGCGGGGCUGGUGGCGGAGCUCCGUCGUAAGGUCACCUCGCUGGAGGAGAACCUAAAGGAGCUGGAGGCCAAGCAGUGCCAGGGCGUGUACGUGUGGCCCUUGGAGGGCUUCUCGGGCUACCUACGUACCCAGGCUGCCGGACAGCCUGUUGUGGUGCACAGCCCGGGCUUCUACACGGGCCGGCCGGGCUACAAGCUGUGUCUGCGCCUCCACCUCCAAACGCCCUCGGCACAGCGCUGCUCCAACUACAUCUCACUGUUCGUUCACACCAUGCAGGGGGAAUUUGAUGGGCAGCUGUCGUGGCCCUUCCAAGGCACCAUCCGGCUGGCUGUGCUGGACCAGGGGCCUGAGGGCCAGCACCAUGUGGAGGUGAUGGAGACCAAGCCCGACCUGCAGGCCUUCCAGAGACCCACCAUCCAGAGGAACCCCAAGGGCUUUGGCUACGUCACCUUUCUGCACUUGAUGGAGCUACAGCAGCGGGGGUUUGUGCAUGACGACACGCUGCUGGUGCGCUGCGAGGUGACGCCGCGCUUCGACACCGCCCUGAGGCGCGAGGGGGCGGCCAUGCAGCCCAGAGGGCCCGAGGCCUCGCUGUGAGGACACUUUUAACGUUCCAAGUGACGAGGUCAAUCACCACCAACGUUAUCAGUACAAAGUAUCAGUUUGCCAUUUCCCUGAGUUGUUGUAUCACACAGGAUCAUUGCAUUGGGUUCAGUCAUGACCAACAUCAUGGGAAAGUGUACGGCUCAGUCGUGGGUUUUAUCUCCAACUCUAAAAGGCUUUUCUUUGCUGUAGCUGUUGAGUGAUGGACUGGAUGUUGGUGGCGAUGAACACCAAUGUUUCCUGCAACAAGUAGAGAGCUGUAUGGGUUUUAUCUGCAUUUUUGUCAAAAUUGAGUUAUUGACAUUAGCCUUAUUCUGUUCAAUGUUCUCUACCUAUAUAUUCCUCUAAAUACCCCAAUUCAUGUUAAGUUCAAAAGAAUACAAGAUUUUAAAAAAAUGGCUGACACCAUUUAAACCAAUGAGGGUUCAGAACUUUAAAGCUGAUCUCACAAUCAUCUAUUUGCAGACAGAACGUUCUAGUCCCAAGCUCUGUGUUCCAUCACUGAUCCAGCAAUGUGUCGCAGGCUACUGUACUGCUCAACAGAUAGGAUUUCAAAAUGUCUUAUGGUGCCUACAUUAGGUUGUAAUAAACAUGACUUUGGUUUCAGUGCAUCGUUCUUUGUGACAGCUUUUGUAGUGGAGACCGACAAAGUCUCGUUAAUUAUCAUAACAUGUUAUUACAGUUUAUGAUAUUUAUGUCAAGCUCAAAGUCAUGUUUAUGACAACUUUAUGUUGGCAUUAAAGAAGCCAAUUCAAAUAAGAUGUUACUAGAAGUGUAUUUCAGUUGGAGAUUAGGAAGGGGACAGAGAGUGAUGUAGGAUAGAGAGAUACUCAAUCAAAUGAAUCCCUUUAAGCGCUUUCUACAAAGCACGGCGAGGGCUGGGGCAGGACCAUCUGUAGGCAGGAGAUGACCAGACGCAGAACUACCUAUCAACCUAACUUACAUCCUGGAUGACGAGAGUCAGGAUCACUGGCAUUUCCCUGGUCUUCUGGUUGGAGGAUCAUACAGGGAAGAUGGGGCAACGUCCUAACCUGGUCUUCUGGUUGGAGGAUAAUACAGGGAAGAUGGGGCAACGUCCUAACCUGGUCUUCUGAUUGGAGGAUCAUACAGGGAAGAUGGGGCAACGUCCUAACCUGGUCUUCUGAUUGGAGGAUCAUACAGGGAAGAUGGGGCAACGUCCUAACCUGGUCUUCUGGUUGGAGGAUAAUACAGGGAAGAUGGGGCAACGCCCUAACCUGGUCUUCUGAUUGGAGGAUCAUACAGGGAAGAUGGGGCAACGUCCUAACCUGGUCUUCUGAUUGGAGGAUCAUACAGGGAAGAUGGGGCAACGUCCUAACCUGGUCUUCUGGUUGGAGGAUAAUACAGGGAAGAUGGGGCAACGUCCUAACCUGGUCUUCUGGUUGGAGGAUAAUACAGGGAAGAUGGGGCAAUGUCCUAACCUGGUCUUCUGAUUGGAGGAUCAUACAGGGAAGAUGGGGCAACGUCCUAACCUGGUCUUCUGGUUGGAGGAUAAUACAGGGAAGAUGGGGCAACGUCCUAACCUGGUCUUCUGGUUGGAGGAUCAUACAGGGAAGAUGGGGCAACGUCCUAACCUGGUCUUAAGACAUCUUCUGGUUGGAGGAUCAUACAGGGAAGAUGGGGCAACGUCCUAACCUGGUCUUCUGGUUGGAGGAUCAUACAGGGAAGAUGGGGCAACGUCCUAACCUGGUCUU